This is a messenger RNA of Drosophila innubila, 920 nucleotides long. RefSeq names its product angiopoietin-related protein 2-like. The transcript has 2 exons. NCBI's taxonomy places the organism in Eukaryota, Metazoa, Arthropoda, Insecta, Diptera, Drosophilidae. Bases 17 to 790 code for a protein of 257 amino acids. The record is from RefSeq and is a predicted model, not a curated record.
AGUCUUCUCAGGAAAAAUGUUGAAACAAAUAAUUUGCAUUAUCGUUGUAAUAAAUUUACUUAAUUCCUUCGCUAAUGGACUCCCAAAUUCUAAGUCUAAUACUACUGAUGAACUUAAAAUGCUUAGAGAGGACUUAGAGCAACAGCGAAUGUUAAUUGAGGAACUUGUUGAAAAAUCGUACCCCCGCAAUUGUGCCGAGUCAAGGUAUAAUGGAAUCCAAGACAUAAUGAUUCCCAACUUUAGUAGUAAUCCUGUUAAAGUUGACUGCGAUUCGGAUGGAUGGACCGUAAUCCUGAGGCGUUUUGAUGGCAGUGAAAACUUUAACCGAAACUGGAAAGAUUAUAAAAAUGGGUUUGGAAAUAUGGAAGGUGAAUUUUUCCUGGGACUCGAAAAAAUCCAUGCACUUACAGCAGAAAGAAGUCAGCAAUUGGCAAUACAACUGGAUGAUUUUGAGGGGAAGGAAACACUCCAGAUGUAUAGUGAAUUCGCAAUAGGCAACGAGGAUGAACAGUAUGCCUUACACACGCUGGGAGAGUCGAGUGGAGAUGCUGGUGAUUCACUUAAAUAUCAUCGAGGCAUGUCAUUUACAACCUUCGAUCGGGAUAAUGAUCUAAGAUCAAAUGGAAAUUGCGCCGACAGCAGCUCUGGCGGCUGGUGGUACGCCAAUUGUACCGUCAGCAACUUGGCGGGAGCGUAUAAUGACAACAGAUUUGACAAGGGCAUCAUUUGGAAAACAUUUCGGGGUAAAAAUUACUCCCUUAAACAAGCUGUUAUGUUGAUACGGCCGUAAAUGGAUUACUAUAUCGAAAUGGAUUACUUUGCUCCUUCUACCUAAUUUGACGUCUUGCUUAUCUUAUAAUCUUUGUAUUUAAUAUGCAUAAUUGAAGAAAAAUAAAUGCAGUUUUCAUUCUAUCUAUAUA